This is a messenger RNA of Sesamum indicum (sesame), 2866 nucleotides long. The record is from RefSeq and is a predicted model, not a curated record. NCBI's taxonomy places the organism in Eukaryota, Viridiplantae, Streptophyta, Magnoliopsida, Lamiales, Pedaliaceae.
GCCAAAAAGUUAGAUAUAAGGAGUACUUAACAGGCUUUUCCCCCACUUUCUCCUUAGCCGUUUCUCUCGCACUCUCUCUCUCUCUAUCUCUUUCUUCCUAGUUGUCUGCCACCGCCCACCUCCACGGCUGCCACCGCCCAUUGGCCCAUUUCCCUGUUGUCUGCCACCACCCAUCGGCCCAUUUCCCCGACGUCUGCCACAGCCCACCUCCCCUCACCACCCACCGGCCUAUUUCCCUCCCCAUUUUAACGGAUCCAUGACUAUCGGUGCUCCGCCUCCUCCAAGACGAAGUCGUGGUCGUGCCCGUGUGUCAUAGGCGUGCUCUUCUUUCUCUCUUCUCUCUCGCAGUGGAAUAUAAUUCUCAGAUAUUUUUCGCCUGUGCGACGUCUAAGGUUACCCUUAACCUUCGACCAGCCUUCACACAUAUUAGAGUAUAGCGACAGUCCGUUGCGUGUCCUCGACACUGAAACUCGCUAGCGCGACAUCUAAACGCCUCCCUGCGCUGCACCGCGUGCCCUUGCGCUUGCUUAUCCAGAAUGCCUAUACUCAUUGAGGUUCUCGGCACUCGUGCCUUAGUGUCUCGCACACAAUCUCGGAACCUGCCGGAGCAUUGCUCAAUGGCAAGGAGCAUCCUCGCUCCGCCUCAGCAUUACGGCGCUACGCAUGCGCCCGCAAUGCCCAUCUCAUGCCCAACACUCACUCGGUACAUUCUAGGCGCUAGCCCUCGUCAUGGCCGCCUUCUAUGCCUCGCCCGAGUAGGACCGAAUCAUAAGUUCGAGACCCAAUCGAUAUGUUGAUAUCUUGCGUUAUCUCACACGGCAUGCCUUCUUGCCCUUCGGCUUUGGCUUCAUAAUAUGCCCACAGUGCGGUGUCGUCCCACGAUCACUCAUCUUUAGCCAACGGAUCCCCAUUUCAUGAGUCAGAUAAUGAGGUCUUGAAAUGCUUACCUCGAUCACCCAUUCGCACAAGAGGCGUUGCGCCCUGAUAUCUUGCAGCCCGCGGGGCAACCUUGCGAGUCACACGGAGCCUCUCGGCAGUAUCGGCGCCCAAUGUAGGCCAUCCUGGUCCUACGCUGCCCGUUAGGUUUCCAAGCCCUUCGGGGACUCUAGCGCUCCUCUUUAAGCUGCCUAGAGCUGGCUCUUGAAGGCCCCCAUCAUGCCUCCAAGAGAAUGCUCAUUUAAUGCAAAUGUCUUCUCAUGCUACUGCCGUAGUGCACGGAGAUGGCUGGCUGGAGCUCACCACUGCAGGUCCCCCUUAUAAUAAGCUUAAAAAGAUUUUCUCUUGCUCGAAGAGUAGAACACUCAAAGGGCCGAGGAGUGCACUUUUCAGCAUCUUCUUCGACCGACGUCCAAAUCACGUCCCGCUUGAAUCGUAGUGUAGCCUACGACUUGCACAUCAUCACGAUAGAGUUUCAGUCUCAUCCACACAUCCAUGGCUAAGGAAUUGUCUCCACAAUGCUCUAAAACUACAGUCUCGCCUCUGCACUUGCAGACUCUAAACAUCGUUGUCGUUUUCUACCGGAACCGAACCGUCUACAUUUGAAACAUCUUGGAGGUGCUCCCAGCACUCCAAGGAUCUUGCCAAUGAAACAGUAUUGCAAAUCUCAAGGAUAAAACACUUUGCUUUGCACAAUUCUCUCCUGUUCGCGCACAGGGUGGCGCUCAAUCAUCGCCCUUAUAUCUCCGUGGCCAAAUGUCCUCGGAAUGACUUCAUACUUGGCGGACAGCAUUCCCACACAUCAAGAAAGUUCCCAUACGAACAGUAUUGCGAUCCGCAAUCGGUAAGAGUCUCUGCUCGAAGAGCGUAUGCGCCCUUGCGUGCUAGCCGGCAUUCCCUAACACCCCGCACGUCUUCCACAAGUCACUACCAACCGUCUAGCCUAAAGUGCGGCCAAUGACACCGUGGCCCUCCCAAACCUUCUCCCGUUGUUGGUGCGGAUGCACCCACACCACCCCUACCACCAAAGCUUUCAUUCGUGUCGCCGACCAUGACUGUAGAUCCCGACACAACGGGGUCACCUGCACCAGGGGCGAGCUGUUCACAACCGCCCCCCCCCCAGGCUAUGGGAUGCACCACAACCAGCACCACCAGCAUCUCAACGACAUUAUAUCAGCCUCCGGGAUGUCCCGAGGUCAAUGUUCAAGGUCGUCAACUCGCAGGCGGGUAAGUUCCUACGGAAGUGGUUCGCAAACGCCAGAAAUUAGUUGGCCCGACCACUGUGGUUGGCCGAAGAUAUCUUGCGCCAGCUAUUGGAGUAUUGUGAGACCCCAGAUUUUCAAUCACAGUCGGCGAAAAAUAAGGCGAAAGGGGCAGCCAAUCGAGACGCAACUACUUCCAUCUACCGUGGGAGGUCGUCCUCCUUUAGGGCGCACAAUCGUAAAAUGGAGGCAACCGUCAAACAGAUGGAGGUGCUCGAGAAGUGUUAUAAAAAGAAGAAAGACGGCCUAUGGAGUGGUCCGAGGGCAACGGAUGUCGCGUUGUUCUUGAGAAUGAAGGAAGAACGCCAGAACCAACCAAAUAGUAAACAAGAUCCUCAAUUAUCCUCUUAAGGCUUGGUGGCCCUAAAUGACCAACAUGUGUGAUUGUCAGCAGUGUGGGAGCGAAAGAGGGGCCGAGUAUUCGGUCUCGGCUCUGAGGCCCACCAUACGAUUGCUGGACCAUCACAGCCCAGCAUGUCCACUGCUCCAUCGCCCUCGCCACCACAACUGCCACGAUCCGACCUUGAUGAUCGGGUCACGAGGGUCGAGGAGUGGAUGCAGCAGAUGGCGAUCACCUGGCCCAAUCCUCCACCACCCCAAGUCCCAGCCUCCAUUUGAAUUCCCAACACCCAAUGAUGAGGACGGCGACGAGGAAACGCUACCGAUGG